AUGAUAUUAGUUAUCUUUUUAAGUAAUUCGUUAAUUUCUUGUUUAUUGUUUAUUGAUGAAUGUCUUCCUAUUUUUUCUAAAAAAGAUGAUGACUUUGAUUUUAUUAAUGGUGUUAUUAUAGUUAUGUCUAUAUCUGAUGAAAACACCAUUAAUCCAGAUUGGAAACUUCCAAAUUUCUCCACUUUUACAUUAAGUUCUACUUCUAUUACUUCUUUUAUUCUUGUAAAUAUAGAAUUUCUUAUUUCAUUUCUUUUGUUGUUAAUUUGA
Hepatospora eriocheir is the source of this 267-nucleotide messenger RNA. Lineage: Eukaryota; Fungi; Microsporidia; Hepatosporidae. The record is from the annotation of a GenBank genome assembly.